This is a messenger RNA of Hymenoscyphus albidus, 2121 nucleotides long. Lineage: Eukaryota; Fungi; Ascomycota; Leotiomycetes; Helotiales; Helotiaceae. The record is from the annotation of a GenBank genome assembly.
AUGCCAGAAGUUUAUGAUUUCAUUGUUGUCGGAGGUAAGAACACUCCCACAAGAGUAGUGAUAGCAUUACUAAUCCCAAACAGGUGGAACCUCAGGUUGUGUAAUUGCAAGCCGCUUAGCAUCCUCUCCCUCCGCACCCCGAGUUCUCCUGCUCGAAGGCAUGAAACACCAUUCAUCAUUCAAGCAACAACUUGAAGUCCCGGUAUCAAACUAAUAACAUUUACAGGCGGAGGCACGAAUUCCAACCCACUCUUCCGAACACCAGAAAACCGCUGGGCCUUAGUAUUUACCGAGCCAUCCGUAGAAUGGGGCUACACAACCACUCCCCAGAUGCAUCUUGCCGGCCAACAAAUUCCCUGUUUGAGAGGAAAGGGCUUAGGUGGCUCUAGUGCUGUGAAUUUCGCUUGUUGGGUGAUUGGAGACAAGAAUGAUUAUGAUGAAUGGGCGGAGUUGGUAGGUGACGAUGAUUGGCGAUGGGAGGGCGAGAAUGGAGUGAAAACUAGACUUAGGAAGAUUGAAAAUGUGCAUGAUGUCGGUGAGGGCGUGACGGAGGCGCAGAGAGCUUUGGCGGAUAAUGAGUUGUUGAAAUUGCAUUCGAAAGAGGGGAUGGUUGAUGUGUCUUAUGACCAGUUUUGGGAAGGCCGUGAGCUCAUGGCUAUGCAAAUUGCACAGGAGAUGGGUGUAAGCUCGCUUGCGUCUUAUGAUUUUCCAGAUGAUAUUUGCUAACGUGGAUGUAGAUUCCAAUCAAUGGCGACAUGAACUCUGGCAACCCUCAUGGCCUUAGUCUUGCCCCAUCCACGUUUGGCAAAGGAGCCCGUACUACUUCAGCAUCAGCAUACUUAAAUUCUCCACCUGGAAACCUUACCAUAGUCACCAACAGCAUUGUGGACAAAGUCAUAUUCGACGAAUCUAAGCGAGCAAUUGGAGCUGUGACCAUUGAAGGAAAAGUAUAUAAAGCCUCGAAGGAAGUUAUAAUUUCCGCAGGCGCUUUCGACUCCCCAAAAAUCCUACUUAGAUCUGGAGUUGGACCAGCAGAUGAAUUUAGUGAACUCUCGAUUCCAGUCAUCGAAGAUAUUCCUGGUGUUGGAAAAAACCUUAUGGACCAUUGUCUUUGCAACAUUACCCAUAUUUUGAAAGACGAGCUCGUGCCUAUUAUCAAGUCCAAAGCCCGAGAUCCUCUACUUAAUUCAGGUGAACAGAUUCCCAUGGCUUGGGUGCAAUUGCCAAAGAUUAUCGAGUCACCAGAAUGUAAGAUAGCCCCGCAGUUUAUUUCGUCCUAUAUUGUACAACACCACUCUCAAUUCUCCCAAACAACCUCAAAAUCCAGCACAUAACAUCCCAAAAACUAACAAAACAACCCAGUCAACGCACUCCCCCCACACGUCAAAACCCACAUCUCCAAAGUCCCCACCACAGAAAUCAUAAUCUUCGGCAUCAACCUCGGCGUCGCGCUCCCCAAACGAACCACCCAAAUCCUCAACAUCACCGUCGGAACAAUGAACAACCAAUCCACCGGCACCCUAAAACUCACCUCCCCAGAUGCCGCAGCGCCCGCACUAAUCGACAUGCAAUACCUCUCGCAUCCCUACGACCGGCGCGUCGCAAUCGAGAAUAUCCGUGUCGCCAUGGAAAUGGGCAAGUCACCUUCCCUCCAAGCGCUUACGGAGAGUAUCCUCGUUGCGCCGAAAAGCGAGAGUGAGGAGGAUAUUUGGGAGUUUGUGAAGGAGAAGGUUAGUCCCAUCUACCAUUUUGCGGGGACCUGUAAGAUGGGGAGGGAGGAAGACGAAUUGGCAGUUGUGGAUGCGAGUUUUAGGGUGAGGGGAUUAAAGGGGUUGAGAGUUGCGGAUCACAGUGUGGCGCCUUUGAUGGUUAAUAACCAUACGCAGAGUACUUGUUAUCUUAUUGUAGGUCUCCCUAUUCUCGUUACAACUUGAGUAUUGGAGUUGUCGCUAAUGUGUUGGAUAGGGAGAGACCGCUGCGGAGAAGCUUAUUAAGGAGUAUAAGUUAUAAGAAGUUCAAAGAGGUAACUGGGUAUUAGCUCAUGCUCGGUAUCAACGAGAUUUAAUUACGAUUACUCUAUGUUACCUUAUUAUCCUCUAUUGUAAGCUUCCUUGAAAGGCC